AUGGAUCUGAGGUUCAAACUGGCGUUAAUGUGUGGAUUUGUCAUCGUUGCAUCGCUUAAUGGAACUGCUGGACAUCUGAAUCAAAAUGUGACUGCAGCGGUCCAGACCCUGUUAACUCAAAAUGGCUUUGCAGGCACAGAAUGGGUGGGAAAAGCUGUAUUUACCCCUUAUUUGGGCACAACACCGGAAACUUGCACUUGUGAGAGGCUAAUGCUUCUGAGCAUGCUAAAUGUUUACAUGGACAUCUUUUCGGACAUGCUAAACAGCGCUAAGGGGACUGAAUCGAGCCUGAGGGAACUACAAGUAAGCGUGAAGAAUCUGAGAACACACAAAUACAAGAACGAGCAGGACGUGUUAAAGCAGCUUCAUAAAAUUAACUCUGUAGAGGUAAAAGACAGGACAGUUCAAGGAGGGGCACUAAACAACUUUCUCUCAGUGUUUGACAUGGCCUCUAGAGCUAAACACUUGAGAAAGGCUAGAACACUGUUCAAAGAUGUGAAGCAACGUUAA
Messenger RNA from Trichomycterus rosablanca, 510 nucleotides. RefSeq names its product interferon gamma related (gene ifng1r). NCBI's taxonomy places the organism in Eukaryota, Metazoa, Chordata, Actinopteri, Siluriformes, Trichomycteridae. Gene Ontology annotation, molecular function: type II interferon receptor binding. Gene Ontology annotation, biological process: immune response. The transcript has 4 exons. Gene Ontology annotation, cellular component: extracellular region. The record is from RefSeq and is a predicted model, not a curated record. The coding region runs from base 1 to 510 and encodes 169 amino acids.